This is a messenger RNA of Triticum aestivum (bread wheat), 520 nucleotides long. RefSeq lists its product as uncharacterized. Bases 36 to 500 code for a protein of 154 amino acids. Lineage: Eukaryota; Viridiplantae; Streptophyta; Magnoliopsida; Poales; Poaceae. The record is from RefSeq and is a predicted model, not a curated record. The transcript has 5 exons.
CAGCAGUUGAGCUUAGAUUCAAGAUUUUCUUACACAUGGGGAUUUUUGUUCUCCUAAUGUUUCUAGGCUCAUAUCAGGUUGCUUUGGAGGUUGAUAUCAGGUGGCUACUCAUGUUUGGCUUGGUGGCUUGGUGCCUAAAUUUUAGAUGUUUCAUUAAUCUUGGCUGCUUUUCUCAUCCGUUUUGGGUUUUAACCUUGGAUCUAGAAGGUUGCAGCUUCUUUGUUCUCCUACUCAAGAGUUGCUCAUUGUUCAGUUCAAGCCAUGUUCUUCAGGAAAAUCAUCGUUUCUUCACUUCCAAGGCCAGCGUCACUCAACUUUGCUUGGAGCAUGCUUAUUUGUUUCUACAUUGCCUUUGCUUAAUAUUUCUCUUGAUUUCCUAUGUGAUUGAGAUGUGUGCCUAUCUCGACUGUUCUGUUGUGUUGGCAAUUUCUCGCCACUGGCCCAUUAUAACUGUUGUUCACGUACCUGGUGCACUUCUAAUUUUGAAUUGUGCUUGCUGAGUGCCCUCAUUUUUUUACUA